Molecule: messenger RNA, 2392 nt
Organism: Priapulus caudatus
Lineage: Eukaryota; Metazoa; Priapulida; Priapulimorpha; Priapulimorphida; Priapulidae
Product: TLC domain-containing protein 2-like
Exons: 5
Coding region: 314-757 (147 amino acids)
Biological process (GO): membrane assembly; phospholipid homeostasis; plasma membrane organization
Cellular component (GO): plasma membrane
Source: RefSeq, a predicted model, not a curated record
UGUUGUUGUGAAGCAGCAGGCGAGGCGUGGAUUCCGUAGUCGCUAACCUGUGCGAUCGUAGCUCGUGUUGUUCCCACUUACUCGCAACAAACAUGAAUUUCGCACCAAAGAUGAGCGACGAUCACACCCUAGAAGUUAUUCCGAUGGCCGACAUCACGCUGGAGGGUUCUAAGGUGCUAGGAGGUACGAUCAUAGACCCGUGGUACGCCGCCUACAUGAUGCUGCUGUCGAUGCUAUUCUUUCACUUGUGUAACCGCGUCGCCGGAUACAUGGACAUUCCGAAGGCCGUCGUGGCCGCUAAUGAGCAGUGGCGAUGGAAGAAUAUCUGCGUGUCGUGGAUCCACGCCCUCACCGCUGGACUCUGGUCCGUUCUCCUGAUGUAUUACCACCAGACAUGCUCGAAGACCUCUACACGUACAAAUCGGCGUCGGCGUUCGCUCUUAGUGCAUUCUCCACCGCGUAUUUCUUUUACGACUUCAUCGAUAUUAUAUUCGGCAUUGGCUUUAUCACGCACUGGGAGGUGUGCAUUCAUCACAUUCCCGUGUGUAUCGGCAUGCUGUACAACGUCAUGUGCGCCGGCUACAUCGGCUAUCACGCGAUGGUGCUCUCGCUCGAGGUGAACAGUGUCUUCCUGCACAUCCGUAAGAUCAUGCACAUGACGCAGGCGUACGGACCGCACUCGUGGCAGUACCGGCUCAACGCUCUGCUUAACCUCGUCACGUUCGCCAUCUCCGCUUCGGAACGCUGGUGUGGAUAGAUUACGGGCUGUACACGUACUGGGACGCCGUGCCGCGCGGCUACUGGUGGUUCCUGCUCACCGCGACCAUGAUGGUGUUCCUCAUCAACAUCGUCCUCUUCCGUCGCCUCGUCAUCAACGAUUUCCUCAAGAAGCGUCCGAGGAACCAGAGCUUCAUCGAGGACCUCUACAGCAAUGACAGCAUCACCGGCCCCAUCGCCAAUGGCGACGUCGUCGUUGCCGCGGGCGACGGGAAGCGGACGCGGCCAGCCGAACGCCGCGAUAACGUCACCAGGGCGCCGCCUGGCGGUGACAGCGAUGCCACGAAGAAGCGCGUGUGAUGGCCUGUGCGAGUGUAACGUGUAGUAUAUAUUAUAUAUUAUCUACCUAAAUAUAUAUAUAUACGUUACGUAUAUAUACGUAUGUUUUACAGUUGCAGAGUAAUUUUAUUAAUUAUUUUUAAAUCGUGAAUUGGUGUCCAGUAUUUUGUACUGAAUUUUUUGCCUGAAAUUCUACGUUUUUUAAUGAUCCAAGGGCCUUAGAGAGUGAAUCUAUUUUGUGCGUAGAUUAUCGAGUAAUAAUCAUGGUUUGCAUCUGUCACCGUGUGUCCUUCUUCGUCGACGCAGGCACCACGCGUGUGCCUGAGCGAUGACCACGCUAAUUGACCUACCACAGCCACCGUCGGACAUCACUGCUGCGUCGCGCAAGCUCGGCCGCUGUACGCAGUGUUUUUCACACGCGCACGCUAAAAUGACCGACUCUGUAGCACUACUUUUAGAAUGCCCGCACGGCAACGAUUGGCUAGCGCCGCCCAUCGAUCCCGCGAAGCUGAUAGAUCGAUUUCGGUCGCGCGCGGGGGAGUCACGUGUCCUGCCGCCGGCGUACGGUAACUGACGCAUGGCGCGCGGGGCGAGGGGGGCAGGUGGGUGACCAGACAUACGUGAAUACACUGCGCUGAUCGCUAGCACCGACGACGGCUCGUCUACCGGUGAUACUUCUCUAUCGAGCCGCUCACGUUUUUGUAUUUUGCGCUACGACAAUUCAACGGCGGGGCAAUCAAUGGUGUGCUGCUCUAUUUAUAUAAAUCGCGUCUUCUAACCAGUAAGCACUGAUGUCUAUUGUUCUGUCUGACGCUGAGGUGUGUCCAAGAAUGUCGAAUAUUUUAUAUAUAAUUUCGUAGCUGCCUAUAGAUAGCAAAUAUUUUUUUAGACAUUGGAGGCCUACCAAAGAUUUUGUACUGGUAAUCCCUGUACGUGUGUGGGUCCUGUUUUGAUGGAGCGAUGCUAUAGUUCUCUCUCUCUCUCUCUCUCUCUCUCGCUCUCCCUCCCAUCUUUCUUUCACACCCUCUCUGCCUCUCAACCUUCCUCGCUCUCUCCCCUCUCUCUGUAAUCGCCCCCCUGGGGUAACCGACCACUGCUAUUACAAUGUGAGCUUUCAGGGCUUCAGGGAUAAAUGCUGUGAUGACCUGGCCACUGGCCUGAGCUAAAAUGCUAUCUUCGCGCCGCUGCAGGCUAGCAUCCCCACACAUCGAUGCAGUGUGGGCUCUUACAUCCUCGUACCGUCACCCAGGGCCUGCUGUCAGAUACACCGUGAGUAGUGAAGAUACCCCCCUCCACCCGAGUCUGAAAUAUUACGACUUUGUGAGCGAAGUGCUGU